This is a messenger RNA of Ectocarpus siliculosus, 2046 nucleotides long. The record is from the annotation of a GenBank genome assembly. Lineage: Eukaryota; Phaeophyceae; Ectocarpales; Ectocarpaceae.
AUGGCCUCUUCAGCUGUAGCUGGUGAAGAUGUGGAGGUCGGCAGCAGCCGCGUCUGCCCGGCGGAGCCCUUGAGCAAACCCUGGAAAUCUCCCGGCGACCAGAAGGUGGACUUCCGCUUUCGCGACGUGCGUUUCAGCGUAGAGGUUUCGAAGAUGAAGGCGUCUCUGAUGGGGGGGGAGGCUGGCGUCAAACACAUCCUCGGGGGAGUCAGUGGAGCCGUGGAGUCAGGGCAGAUCUUGGCCAUUAUCGGCUCUAGCGGAGCGGGCAAGACGUCUCUGCUCGACGUGCUCGUCGGAAAGGUCUCGGCUGGCACGAAGGGCCUGGACAUCACGGGCGACGUAACCGUCAACGGCAAGGCGAUGUCCAAGUCCUUCUUCUUGGAGAACGCCGCUUACGUCCCUCAGGAAGACCGCCUGUGGAGUGCUCUCACAGUUCGGGAAAACCUGACGUUUGCGUGCAAGAUGUACAGCCCGGCAUUGUCGCGAGCAGACAGCGACAAACGCGUGAACAAGGUGCUCGCCAGCUUGGGCCUCGAGGGAUGCCAGCACACGAAGGUCGGCAACGUUUUCCUGAAGGGUAUCUCGGGCGGUCAGAAGCGGCGCACUUCAAUCGGUGUCGAGCUCGUGGUCCAGCGCAAGAUACUCUUCCUCGACGAACCAACGUCUGGGCUGGACGCCGCUUCCGCCUCCGAGAUCAUGUCGUUGCUGAGGCGACUGGCGUCGGAGACGGACGUGAUAAUCAUCGCGAGCGUGCACCAACCGUCCAGCCGCGUGUUCAACAGUUUCGACCAGCCACUGGACACCGACGUUGCCGGCACGGUGCUCCGCCAGGAUGCGUUGGUGGAAUCCGAAUACCAAAGAGAGCGUCGCCAAGCGGACGAAAUGACUCCUCGGCAUUGCGGGACUCUCCCGUGUUUUCCUCUGUCUUUGGCACCGUCCACGACCACGCCGAUACCUCGCUUCUCACAACAUUACACGGUGAUUCUGUUGACGAUGGGGCAGACGGCCUACUUCGGGCCUGCGUCGGACAGCCUCGACCACUUCGCGCGCUUGGGCCACGAACCGAAGGGUCUCGUCAACCCUGCCGACUACCUCCUGGAGAUCACCAACGCCGACUUCAGUGACACCGAGGCCGUGCAGGAGCUGGCCGAUUCGUGGAAGGAGACGCCGGGGUGCCGAGCGCUAAACGCCCGCCUUGAAGCACCCCUCCCCCCACCGUUGGAAGAGGGAUCAAAGGCCGGCUAUCUCGCCGCUCUCCUGCAGCUCCGCACGCUGAUCGUCAGGGCCUCGAUGAACAGCGUGAGGGACCCCGCCGCCUACGCUUUGAGGUACUACCAGGUCGAAAACACACAGGAGGACAUCCUCAACCGGGUGUUUCUAAUCCUCUGGAUCAACGCCUUCAACUCGUACAUGGACAUGGCGGCUAUCCCUGUUUUCGAGCUGGAGAAGGAAGCCGUCGUGAAAGAAGUGCAGAACGGACAGUACGGGGUGGCAGGCUUCUGCAUCGCCAACGCAGUCGUUCAGGUACCCUUCGUGCUGCUGAUCGCGUUGUGCUGCAUCACGCCGGUGUACUGGAUCACUGACAUGAACGACGACCCUUUGAGGUACCUCCAGUUCAUCCUUCUGAUGUUCCUCAUGCUGUUCGUCAUCGAAAGCCUGGCCCAGCUUGUUGGGGUCAUUGUCAAGAACUUCGUCCUCGGGAUCGCCGUCUUCGCCAGCUGUCUCUCGAUGUUCUUCAUCUUCAACGGGUUCUUCAUCGACCCCAUCAACAUGCCCGACUUUUGGCUGUGGCUCUACUGGAUAUCUCCUCUCAGGUACUCGUGGGAGGCGAUGGCGCAGAUCGUCUUCGAAGGCCAGACCUACGCAGGCAUGGACACGUGUGUCACCUGCUACGGCACGACCGGAGCAGAGGUGCUGGACUCGCUCAGCAACGGCGGGACCAAUCUUAACGACGUAAGUAUCGCGGCGUGGUGCGGCGCUCUGGUGGGGUUGUCCGUGGUCUGGAGGCUCAUCCACUACGUCGCCCUCAAGCGCUCCAUUUUCUGA